AUGGGCGAGACAUCUGGCGCCGAAACCGAAGUCGCAACGAACCUGACCACACGAACGGACAAGACAAGCUACGAGGUCCCCGAAGACGGCAGUCCGAUCACCAUCUCCACGCAAAAGGUGACAGCACAUAGGGAGCCUGGUGGGCGGCUAGGUCAUCAUCGUAGGCAGAAGAGCCAGACGAGCUUGUUGAUUGAGUACUUUGAGGCCGGGAAGACCGGUGACAAAGCUAGGAGCCGGCCGAGUGUCCGGGUCAAGGUCACGCCCAGUGCGAGGAAGUCGAGCAGGAGUGGCAAGGAUCGCAAGCCCUCCUACACUCGGCGCAUAUCACUCAACAGCAGCAAGAACGCUGAAGUUGGGCUUGGCCCGCUGGAAGGCACGGAGAUCAGUCAAUCGUCUGGAGGCAGCAAUCUCUCCGGUCAUCCUCCUGUGGAAAUUGAAGUGCUGAACCACGGCGGCAGCGACAUAUCUGGCACGAGAUCCACCCGCGGGUUGAUGUAUGCGCCCAACGAAUCCAACGUCUCGUCUAUGCCACCGGACAGUAUGCUCGAAGGCAGCAACAUCAGCAAUAUGACUGGUAGCGAGCUCAGUCACGACUUGUCGCAUAGCGAGGACCACACAGUCACUGAGAAAGACUACCUCAAAGCACCUGUACGGUCACGCAGCCGGAGUACAAGCCGCGACCGCAUUACACAAAAGGUCAUGGAGAAGCUUGGGGCCACUGCUGGCAAGCCCCGAAAGUCAAGCAAGUCUGGCUAUGAGCGCAGUAUCAGCAAGGAGUACGAUGUCGAUGGGUACCCGAAAGAAAGGCGACGGCGAUCAUCAAAGUCUCAUCAAGUGGAGGAGGAGUCGACGAUCAGUGGCGCCGAGUCGAGCCUAAUGUCGUCCCAGCUUGCGCCUAGUCAGCGCUCGUACCGAUCUGGCACUACGCAGGGCUCCCGCAUGACGAACAACCCGAAACUACUGGAGAUGGUUGAAGACACGAUCAAGCGCAUGAUUUUACCCGAGAUCAAUGCGAUCAAGGAAGAUCAACGUACGGAUCGCAACUUGCGUUCUUCGGAAGGCAAGAGCGGACCCAUGCCUAGAGAUGGCUACGAGAGUUCAGAGCUUGAGCAUCGUGUCAGCAAAUCUUCGAGCUCGCCUAAUAUUGCCAGCAAGCCGAAAGUCAUUUUGAACAGGGAAGGUGAAGAUCCAGUCGUCUUGUCCCGUGGCGAUUCUGAGAGAAAGAAGCAUCGCAUAUCCAGUCGAGAAUACACCGAGCGUCCAUCCAGUAGUCGACGAUCAUCUGGGCGAAGCUCAACACGAGGCGAUGGCUACGAUGAUGAGGAGCGAGUGCGCCACAAGUCAAGCAAAAGCGGCCAUGGGCUACGUGACGCGGCUGCCGCUGGCAUGGCUGGAGGCAUCCUGACCGCAGCAGCACUCAAACACCACGACUCUCAGAGCGACGUCCAUCAGCACCGGAAAAAGCACAGUAAAUCUCGAGGUAGUCGAAGUCGAUCAGCUAGUAUUGCUGAGACCAACGAAGAAGCAUACAGUCGGACGGAGGGAAUCCCACCCAUGCCCAUGGCGAGCCACAUUAACGACUCGGAUCUGACUCGAGACAGUAUCGUGUCUGCAGCGACUGAGCAACCGUCUAUCGGAGACGUCAUGACUCCCGUGCGCGAGGUUUCCAGAGGGUCGGUGGCGGAUGUCAUGUCACCGAGUCGUACACCGACACGAACACCGGUCUCUGGAUCAAGGGGGCUGGGUAUGACACAUACCAAUCAAUCUAUCGAGAGCUCGAGUCCCAUUUCAAACCGAGCGCGCAUGGCUGCGUUGACUGCUGCUGGUAUUGGUGGUGUGGCUGUGGCGAAAGGCUACGAAAAUCAUCACGAUCAUCAAGUCGAUGCAGAUGGCUAUGGUGAUUUGUCUAAUCGCCGCGGAGUUGGCAGCCCAGCGCAUAGUGUUUCCAGCUUGAAGAAUCAAUUCGAGAAGGAAGAUUCGCUCAUACCAUCUGGCUUGCGACCAAAGAGUGCUGCAUCGAGAUCUUCAGCUGGUCGACUUCGCGAGACUCAGGCUUCCCGUACGUCCGCACGGUCUUCGCCUACUACGCAGAGACUGGCACAGUCUCGGAAGCAUUCCCAGGAUGUCAGUGGUGAUGAGUUUAUCACGCCUUUCGAAACGCCUGGAGCACUUCUACGGGAAGGUACACCUGGCACUCCGACGAAUGGCGAGAGCGUAGACGAGUGGUACGAGCGUCAGCAUCAACUCAACAACCGCUAUCGGGACUCCAUCGACCAUGCCACGAAUCGCGACUCUUACCAGACAAACCCGUAUCCGGAAGAUGACAAACGCUACACAACAUACACAGACGACAGCUUCGGCGCACCUGGCAGCGAUGGCCUGGACGCGGAACGCAAUGUGAAAGGUGUGGGUGCCAACCCCAUCUACCUGAUCCCAGCCGGCGUCGAAUCAAACGUGGCCUCGCUCAUGGAGCCUUCGAUCCUCAGCAGUAACAUGCUGUCAUCCAAUGAUAGUUCGACUCGCAACCGUGGCUCGUACGCCGAUCGCAUGGAGCAUUUACGAGAUAUGGAUAAGGACAGUCCAGCCAUGUAUGACGGAUCAACCCUCAGCGAGACGAUGCCAAGCCAGGAUCGGUGGGCAGCCAUCAAAGGCCAUGCGCGGAACUUAUCUGCCACUACCAGCCAACAGGAGCAGGACUCGCCACGCAGUAGUCCUAUGAAGAGUCUGCGUGAAGAACGAUCAAUUGAAGCGCAGCCGAAGAUGAGCGCUAGUGGUCUGCCUGUUGCUGACGAUCCCCUGCCUGAGAUCGGACAUUUCGACGAUACGAAGAGCGAGCUGUCGUCAACGAAUCCUUCGAUUGUUGAGGGGCCGCUGGGUGGUGAUCCGACGGGCAGAAGCGAGUGGCCUUAUGAGUCUGGUCUGACACCUGGUACCGGAGACAGGCGAGACCUGGCCAGUCCUGGACAAAGGUCGAUGAGAAGUGAUCACAGUGGACAUGGUCGGAAGGAUGGAAUGCUAGCUGCGGCUGCUGGUGGUGCGGCUGCUUUGGCUGCUAACCAUGCUUUUAGCAGGAACAAGUCUGCUACCAUGGAAGAUGAGGACGAUGGUCGCCAAGAGUUGACGCCUGACCUCCGCCACGCUGGAGCAGAGAUCGAUAGAGAGGCGACACCAACUGGCAGUCCUGCAGCUUUCCGCGACGAGGGAUACGUUACUGACGCUCAUGCUCGAUCAGCUGGCGCGAGGACACCACGACCUGGCGAUGAGCAGCGAUACAGCAAAGAAGACCUCAACGACUUCAACCGAGCUAUGGAUGCCCAGAGUCUAGGCGAAGACGACCCUUUCACUAGCACAAAUAAAGUCCUGGAUGCGAAACAUGCACGCCACGUCAGCGGCAACUCCCACGGUAUGGCUAGUCCUCUCUACGAUAGCAGCACAGGCAAAGGCAAGAUCGAGUCCAAGGACAUCGUGGCGCUGAUGGAUCAUCUUACUGUUCGCGACGCUCAGCGCAAUGCAGUGGAUACCGAGAUCCUUGUGUCCCUUGUCCGCACAGCAGCUGAGAUGCGGUCGUCUUUUGACGAGAUGAGGAAGUUCAUCAAGGAGCAGGACCAGCUGAUCAUGGCGAAUACCGAUCGUGAUGCGGAGGUCACAGUGGCCAAAGUCCUCGGUGGUCCGCGGCCGCAGCCCCUGGGAUCUCCGCGCACGCCGAGAGGAAAUAGUCAGGAGGACAUUCAGGCCAAGCGGAAGGGCGUUCUUCGACGAGCACUCAAGGGUCUGACUGGAGGGAGGAAAGCAGACGAUCUGGCGCGGGUGGAGGACAUGCUCAUGCAGAUUUUGGACAAUGUGGAGGAUCUGAAGCAUGGUGGUUUGCCUACAUCACGCCAGCAGACGGCUUCAUUCUCUGAGGGGCCAAUGGACUCGUAUGAGAAGCUUCGCGCUGCACCCGACUCGGGUUAUGAGCCUGAGGGUCAAGCCGAUACUUCGAGCACGCCUAGUCAUUCUGGUCACUUUGACACCCCGCCACGAGCUGGUAAGGAGCAAUUCCACUCUGGUUACGAUGGACGUCGUGGUUCGAUCAAUCGCGUCAGCACGGUCAUGGAAGGCGAUGAGGAUGAAGACGAACUCACGCCCAGCGAAAACCGCGUUCUGCGUAAUCAAUUCGAGAACAAUGAGCGUCUUCUUACACCUACGCAGGAAUCACAUCAGCAACAGUUCGCGCUCAAGAACCGAGGGCAGAGUCCUAGUGAUACUCCUUAUCAUGGUGCUGAGACGUAUGGUGGGAUACAGGCGCAGGAGAUCACUCCUCAGCGUGCUGCGGUCGAGAAGGCGGAGAAGGAUCGCAAGCACAAGAGCGCCGGCUCUUCUAUUUUUGGUGUACCAAAGACGAGUAGGUGGUCCAAGACUACGACUUCUUCUGCCGCGCCGGAUCUCGCGGGUCUGGAGAGUCCUGUUGCAGCGAGAGCACUCAGACCGCAGAGUGCUGCUUCGAGAUCAGUAAGCACACUUGACGAGUAUGACGAUCACGAGGACUACGAGAGGCAACGUGGCGGUGAGCCUGUAAGGCGGUCGAUGCAGAGUCUGGGCAAGGAGCACGAGCGCCCGAUCUCGCAAGCUGAUACGCGCAGCGUACAGAGUGGGGUGAGCAAGCUUACACGAACACCCUCACCACUGAUCCCGUCUGAGAGGUCGCUGAGACAGCAAGACUCGUACGAGCAUGCUCGCGAAGCCUCACCAAUCCAGCAGGAUGAAGCAGGGCAGGAGGAAUAUGGAUUCGACGAUCCCAAGUACCAGGCCCAUCGCAACUCCAUCCUCCUCCAGCACCCACAGCCCCGACAAGGGCCCACGGGCCGCCAUCAGAACCAUCUGGAGAACAAAGCCGAAGACUUCGAUAACCUGACCGGCACGAACAGCGAUCUCUCGCAACGAACAGUCUCGGACUUCGACCCAGCGACCUGGGGAUCCUCAGGCACUGCAGCACUUGCCAGAAACCGCUUUAGUACAGCGACUUCGGGCGGCGAGCCGCCGAGUCCCGCGAGCAUGCGUGGCAGCGGCGGUAGGGAGUCCCAGGGUUCCUUGAUCCCUCAGAAACAGCCCCAGGCAGCUGCGGCCGUCACGCCGACGAAGAGAUACGAUCCCGAACCAGAAGACGACUGGCGCGAGGAGCCGACGUACAGUAACAGUGGUUUCAGCCGUGGUGGCGGAGGUGGUGGGUACAGUUACUCCUCGCCUUACGGCUCUGGGCACCUGCUUGAGCCCAUCGAGGAGGUGAGGUAUAGUCUCGAGACGGAUAGUGGACGUGUAAGUGCUCGAAAGCUCUAG
Molecule: messenger RNA, 5316 nt
Organism: Recurvomyces mirabilis
Lineage: Eukaryota; Fungi; Ascomycota; Dothideomycetes; Mycosphaerellales; Teratosphaeriaceae
Exons: 2
Coding region: 1-5316 (1771 amino acids)
Source: RefSeq, a predicted model, not a curated record